CCACCAAACCACAGAACGUCCCACGGUCUGUUCAGUCCACGUGGUUCCAGCCUCGCAAUGAACAGACGUUUGAUGGGCCUAGUCAAAGCUGUCAACAACAACUAACUGGAAGAUUUCAACGAAGCCUUAGAUUAAGUAUACGAUCAAAGAUAACAAAAAUGAAUGAGGAAGAGUCACUAGAAAAUGACUUUGACAAGGAAAACUGCCCAAGCCAUUCUUAUGCAAAAAGUAUAGAGCUGCCUGCCGAGGAAAUUUUUAAAAACUUACACAAUGCAAAGAAGUUUGCCAUUGAUAUUGGUGGGUCGUUAGCAAAAGUUGCAUAUUUAUCAGAGGUUAGCAGAAUACGUGCAAGGCAUUACAGUAGAAGUGGGUCUUUCAUUGGUCCAAAGGUCUCAAGCAGUAGUGAUUGUGUAGCAAUUGAUAAUGAAGCAGGAAAACAGCCCAUCUAUACCGUGGAAGAAGAGCAAGAAAGAGGUGCAAAGCUGCACUUUAUCAAAUUUGAAACAAAAUUAAUCGAAAGCUGCUUAGAUUUUAUCCAAAAGAAUAUUUUAGAACAUGGGAGCGAAAUCGAAGACAAAUCAAUGAAGGCCACUGGUGGCGGAGCUUACAAAUACACGAACCUGUUAUCAUCUAAGCUUGGAGUGAAGGUCGACAAGCUUGAUGAAAUGGAGUGUUUGAUUAAAGGUUGCAACUUUUUGCUGAAAAACAUUCCGAACGAAUGUUUUACGUUUCAAAGAGGCGAUGAUUUGAAGAAACCGAGAUACAAUUUCCAAAAUGUCGACUCUCGUAGCUUAUUUCCGUAUUUAUUGGUAAACAUUGGGUCUGGAGUCAGUAUUCUUAAGGUAGACAGUGAAAGUCAAUACGAACGAAUCGGAGGGACAAGCACAGGUGGCGGGACAUUUUGGGGACUGGGUUCACUUCUGACUGAUGCAAAGGGCUUUGAUGAGUUGCUGCAACUUGCAACGAAUGGUCAGCACAAAAAUGUCGAUAUGCUGGUCAAAGAUAUUUAUGGUGGUGAUUAUUCCUUACUUGGUCUCCCAGGGGAUGUUCCUGCUAGCAGUUUUGGAAAAGCAGCUAGAACGUCUCGCGAGGACAAAAAAGGAAGUGCUUAUGACUCUGGUGACCUUGUGAAGAGCCUACUACAUAUGAUUUGCAAUGAUAUAGGCCAGAUAUCAUCUCUAUAUGCUCAGAUUUAUGGCCUUAAAAGAAUUUUCUUCGGUGGAUAUUUCAUCAGAGGUCAUCCACUGACAAUGCACUCUAUUAGUUUUGCUGUCAACUUCUUCUCCAAGGGCGGGCAGAAAGCUUUAUUUCUGAGACACGAAGGCUACCUAGGUGCUGUUGGUGCAUUUGUUACUGGGGCGAUGGAAAAUGCAUUGACAUUGAACAAUGGGCUUGUUUCAUGGGGUGAAAACUACGCCGGAAGUUCCGGCCUGUCUGCUGGUAAUGGUAAAGGAGAAGAAGAUUCGUUAGAUGUGUUUGAUGUAUUGGAAUUGGACCAAUUAAGCAACGCACUCGUAUCUUGCCCUUUGUUGCUGAACCCUGAUAAAUACAAACCAGACUUAGAGGAUCUUGUUGCCGAUGAGAAGGCGAGGGAUUAUUGGUUGAACUGCUUUGAGCAGGGCAUAGAUGUGUUUGUAGAUCAAGCUGUACAAAGUCAAUCUGGGAGGGAAGAUGCGAGAGAAAGAGGAGAGAAAUUCAGAGACCAGUUUCUUCACCGCAUUAAGAUUCUCCGCAGUCAACCAUACAGAUUUGGCGGACUUUUUGUAAGGACGUUACUUGACACAAGAGAGCAGUUCCUCGUAUCAUUUGGUUUUUACGAUCCGUAUUUACAGAUAAAACAAGAGGAAAAUGAAGCUGCUGUCUGCCUUUUUGAAAGCCGAAUAAAACAGCUCGAUCAAUUACCGAACGCGGAAAAGCAGGUAGAACUGAUCACCGGGCUUUUAGCUGGCAAUUUCUUUGACUGGGGUGCAGGCGAGGUCGUAAAAUGCAUCAAGAACGGUACGUUUACAUUUGAAGAUGCAAAAAAGAAGUUGCAAAAAAGACCCUGGCUUUGUGAUGAUUUGGAUGCUUGGCUACAGCGCUGUGAAGGGCCUCCGUAUAAGCUGGCAGUCAUAUUUGUGGAUAAUAGUGGUGGUGACAUAGUACUUGGAGUCUUCCCUUUUGCGCGGGAGCUUCUGCAAAAAGGAACCAAGGUCAUCUUAGCGGCCAAUUCAUAUCCAGCCAUCAAUGAUGUUAUAUUCAGUGAAUUACUUAUAGUUUCAGAAAGGAUUGCGGAAAUAUGCCCAGUGAUUAGGAAUGCAUUAUCCACUCAGCAACUUGUUGUCAUGGAAACUGGUGAAGGGUCACCAUGUAUCGACCUGAGACGAAUAGACGCCUCAUUGGCCGAAGAAAUGAGGAAAGCCGAUCUGAUCGUCCUAGAAGGAAUGGGGAGGAGCAUCCACACAAAUUAUUCAGCUCGAUUUUCAUGCGAUAUGAUCAAACUUGCUGUUUUGAAAAACCCAUGGCUGGCCUUGAAAUUUGGAGGAAAGACUUUCGAUAUUAUGUUCAAGUUCAGGUUAGGUAACGAGUUUGAAGCACCGACUGAAACAUCGACGCAAAACCGAAAAUGAUUGUUGACAUUUUGCUAUCGUUCGUAGUUCGACCCGCGAAGGCCUUAACUAACCUUUUUAUAUCCUUUGUGAUCUGUUUGUAAAUAUAUUUUGCAACAAACCAUCCAUCUUCAAUUCCUAUUGUUUAUUACGCCCCUUUAUUCCUGAUGGCAAGUUCAAAUUGUGUACAUUCUUGCAUUCAUUUCUUACUUAUUCCUCUGCCAGUUAGUGGUUAUGCAAUGGUAGGACCAUUAGUACCUGGGUUUGCCUGACUAAGUUCCGGUUAGAGACCCCCGAAUAAAGCAUAUCACACAAUAAUGUCAAACAUCUGGAAAUGCAUACCGUAAUUCUUACUGAAUUUAAACGAUACGCACCAAAACGUGAAAUGCCAAGGUAUAUCUGAGUAUAUAAUAUUUGUUAUAAAAUAUGGUGUAAUGAUUCUUUUUUAAUCUAAACUCUGAAAUACACCAAUUGAAGAUUUGUCAUAUCUCUAGAAUCAUUGCUGCUUUAUUGCAACUCGACUUGACGUCUCGAAGAGCUCUUUUUGUAAAAUCCUAAUUACAAUUAGUGGGCAUCUUCCAGGAAAGAGAGAGAUUGUUUGCUGGUUUCGUAAAAUAUCCUAAUCAACACAUUCGGAGAAAAUCUUAACGAUAGAGAAAAACAUUUGUACGAGUGCAAGCUAUAUCGAUCAACAAAAAACUAUAUAUAUCACAAAAAAACGUGGUCUCUAAUCAAAACGAGGCUAUAACAAAAUGGAGUCAGGAUGUCUAAGCUAUAAUUCGGUACACUGGCGCGGCGAUUGAAACCAAAGAUGGAGAUCUUUUAAUGCCCUAGGCUCAUGCAGUAUGUGAUUGCAGUAUGUUGUCCCCCAACUGCUCCUAGUUACAUAUGCACAAUAGUAGCCACUUCACUUUAUUUGCAUUUCUUUCAAUUGUAUUCAUUGAUUGAGUACUCCAGACUGAUUGAGUACUUGAGUACUCUUUUCAAAGCAUCUACUGUAGUACAGAUCUAUAUAGCUUAAUAGUUUUCCAUUACAUUGUUUGGAAUGAAUGUGUUAUUGAUAUUUUUAUUAAAUUGUGAUAGUAAAUCGUGUUGUUAAUAGAUGUUUUAAGCCAUAAUUUGCCGAAGAUUUUCAGUUCAA
Molecule: messenger RNA, 3729 nt
Organism: Rhopilema esculentum
Lineage: Eukaryota; Metazoa; Cnidaria; Scyphozoa; Rhizostomeae; Rhizostomatidae
Product: 4'-phosphopantetheine phosphatase
Biological process (GO): coenzyme A biosynthetic process
Cellular component (GO): nucleus; cytosol
Molecular function (GO): ATP binding; pantothenate kinase activity
Source: RefSeq, a predicted model, not a curated record